Messenger RNA from Poecilia latipinna (sailfin molly), 1945 nucleotides. RefSeq names its product FAM3 metabolism regulating signaling molecule A (gene fam3a). Lineage: Eukaryota; Metazoa; Chordata; Actinopteri; Cyprinodontiformes; Poeciliidae. The transcript is spliced from 9 exons. The record is from RefSeq and is a predicted model, not a curated record. The coding region runs from base 198 to 890 and encodes 230 amino acids.
CAACUGUAGCAUCAACUGAUAUAGUAAUAAAAGUCAGGAGAAAAUAACUUUUUAGACUAAAAAAAUGAAUUUGAAGAAACCAAUUUUGAUUUACACUAUGGUUAAAAUUGAACCCUAUUACAUAUAUUAAAUUCCCUCAACGUACCUGACUCUAACCUCUUGUUUGCCCUGUCUACAGGUCUAUGAGACGGUGAAUCAUGAGACUCACAGCCCCCCUGCGAGGCGUGGUGGUCCUGCUCCUGGCGGGCUUCACCUGGCUGCUCGCAAGCGCAUUAUUUGGAGGAGACGGCAGUUUAUCUGUGCGAAACAUCUUCACUGGCACAAGAGAGGAGCCAACCCAGUCUGAACCGCAUCCUCGGAGGUACAAAUGUGGACUUUCAGCACCCUGUCCUCCAAAGCAUUUAGCUUUCCGUCUGGUGUCUGGAGCUGCAAACGUCAUUGGCCCCAAAAUCUGCUUGGAGGACAAGAUGUUAGUGAGCAGUGUGAAGAACAAUGUUGGUAGAGGACUUAAUAUAGCUUUGGUGAAUGGGGUGACAGGUGAACUAUUGGAGACUAAAACCUUUGACAUGUGGGCAGGAGAUAUGUCCAACUUGUUGAAGUUUCUGCGGCCCCUUCACGAAGGAACACUUGUGUUUGUUGCUUCCUUUGACGAUGCUGCUACAAAACUGAAUGAUGAGUCUAGACGUUUGUUUGAGGAGCUCGGUAGUACAGCUGUGAAGGAGCUGGCCUUUAGAGACAGCUGGGUGUUUGUUGGAGCCAAGGGCAUCGAGAACAAGAGCCCCUUCGAGCAGCGUAUGAAGAACAGCAAGAGCAGCAACAAGUACGAAGGCUGGCCCGAGUCCCUGGAGAUGGACGGUUGUAUUCCCCUGCGGCCGCCCCUUGAAAGUUAAUUCUGCUUCAGAUAGUCUCUCAGACGUCACUGCGACGCCUGAAGUCUCAGCAGGGAAACAAGGUGACUGCAGAAGGCUUAGAAGCUUCUGAACACCUGAAGCUCUUCAUAGGAUACACAAGUAAUAUUUUCUUUUGUCCUGCUUUGGAAAAAGGAAUAAACUGAAUGCACAGAUUAUUUUUGAGCUGGAACCAGUUUGUACAGGAUUUCAGACUAAGCUUUCUAAGCUGCUUGUUAGCUGAGGAAAUGUUCUAGAAACAAUGAAAAUUAUAUCAAGGUAAGCAAAUCUUGAUAUAAUUGUUUGCUGGCCAAAGUGUGUAACUUUAAUGAGUGAAUAUAGCUUAAUUGAAAUUUCUAAAGCUCUAAUUAAAAACAUAAAGAAAAAAAAUAAUUGCUCGUAGAGUGUGUAUUUAAGUUUGAGCAACAGAACUCAGUUAAAUAUUUGCACAUUGUGAUUUAAAAAAAAAAAAUCUCACUCCUAAUCAACAUAUCAGAAACAACCUGGAAGUACUCUGUCAUUAGCAUGGGCUCUGUGGAUAGAUUUAAUGCUUGCAAACUUAAAAACAGUACCGUAAAUGUAAUUCCGACUCUACUAAAGCUGUUCUGCCAAGCAUUAACUGCCAUAAUGUCCAUAGAACUUGAUGCACCAGAUGUUGCCUACAUGUUUACAGAUUCCUUUGGCCUUAAAAGAUACACAAACAGAAUAAAACUAUUUAUUUUAAAUUUUUCUACGCAAAAAACAAGUUGCAAUUUCAGUUUGCCUUGAAUGGUUCUACAGUCUCAGGUCCAGAAACAUUUUUCCACUGAGUUCUUUCCAAUCUUUUGCAUGUGGUCGAGUGUUUUUUGUUUUUUUUUUGUCGUAAAUGAAUGUAUUCACUUGGCCUCUUUCAAGCCCGUUAAGAAGAAAAAAAUGUAAAUAAUAUACUAUUUAAUUUUUUGACUUCAAGUACAUUUUAAAACACUCAAUUGUUAAUUUUGUGUAAAUAUCAUUUUCUAAAAACAGUACAGUCUGUUACAUUGUGACAUCAUUAAUGAAGAAUAAAGAAAACAAAUCCA